Nerophis ophidion (straightnose pipefish) is the source of this 2925-nucleotide messenger RNA. RefSeq names its product procollagen, type IX, alpha 2 (gene col9a2). The record is from RefSeq and is a predicted model, not a curated record. Bases 675 to 2750 code for a protein of 691 amino acids. The transcript has 36 exons. Lineage: Eukaryota; Metazoa; Chordata; Actinopteri; Syngnathiformes; Syngnathidae.
ACUGAUGAGCCACAAGCGAGCAGAAAUGGACAAAAGAAAGUCUACAUUAUGGAAAUCUCAGCCUCCCAGUCAUGGCAAGUUGUUCUCCUGACAAGAAAGGACUGUUUUUCGCCGUGAGAAGAGGCGACAUCCCUGCAGCAAACACCUGCUGUGCGCAUCGCGACAUUCCAGAGUGUGUAGGAGGAACAACUGGCAAGACGCAUCGGGGAAAUGCAUCCAUCGACGGGAAUGACCUACCAUCGCGAAAAGCAAAGAAAGAGUCUGCGCCGGCGCCAGAGGAAAGCCAAGAAGAAAAAGAAGAAACUUCAGAACCGAGGCUUCACAUGAAAGCAUCUACAAGCUGGUUCAAACAGACGACGAAGCUUAUCCCACACCAGUCUGACCUGCAGCAAAAGGAAGGCGAACAAGAUUUAAAAAAAAAAAAAAACCCCGCCAGAACCAAGAUGAUGAAAGCAUCUCCAAGGGGGCUGUCCGUGCAGGAUGCCAUCAUUACACCUCAACCCACCCCCAUGCAUCCCUCGACUGGGUUGACAUUUUUUCCCCCUUAGAUUGCGCACGUACCCACCACCCCCACACCUUCUGUGAGGCAGCUUUUUUUUGGGCCCCGGCAGUUCCUCGCUGUGCCGGCCUGGGAAAAGGAAUAAGGGAGCGAGAAGAGAGGAGGCAUCGGGACCAUGGAUUCUCUUUCGGUCUUGCUGAAGUCCUGGGUGCUGCUGCAGACGCUGUGCCUGGUUCUGGCCCAAGUGAGAGGCCCACCUGGACCCCAAGGCCAGGCAGGCCCACCAGGCCCCUCUGGAACUCCCGGGUCGGACGGCAUCGAUGGAGACAAAGGUGCUCCUGGAUCACCUGGUCCACCUGGUCAAAAGGGAGAGCCGGGAGAGCCGGGUCGUGAUGGAGCACCAGGAGAGAACGGCAUCGAUGGUUUGAUUGGUGCCAAAGGCGACCGAGGUCCAAUCGGAAGCCCUGGGCCAAAGGGUCAGUCUGGUUUAAGCGGAGAGCCUGGCCGUCCUGGAACCGGCCUACCCGGACUUGCUGGUGCUCCAGGGCCAAUUGGUCUUCCCGGUAAUAUCGGACUAAUCGGACCAAAAGGUUUAAUGGGACCACCAGGACCUCCGGGACUCCCCGGCCCACCAGGCAAGCCGGGUCCUCCCGGGAAGUUCAUUGGCGGAGAGGAGGGAAGCGCAGAUUUCCAGUGUCCUCUCAACUGUCCAGCAGGACCCAAGGGCCCGCAGGGACUGCAGGGUGUCAAAGGCCACAAAGGACGCCCCGGUGUUCUCGGAGAUUCCGGCAGCAUUGGAAAACUGGGAAUCAAGGGAGAGGUGGGCAUCUCUGGAGAGCAAGGCAUCCCGGGGCCUCCUGGUCCAAUGGGCGUGAGGGGUUAUCCAGGAAUGAUGGGCCCCAAAGGAGAGGCGGGACCACGCGGUUAUAAGGGCAUCAACGGACCCGUUGGGAUUCCCGGACCUCCAGGUGAAGAGGGACCACAGGGACCACCUGGAGAGGCAGGCGACAAGGGAGACAAAGGCAGCCGCGGCAUACAAGGCCCACAGGGCGCGGUUGGCAAAAAGGGCGAAAACGGCCUGCCUGGUAUUGAUGGGAAAGAUGGCACACCUGGUAUUCCUGGAAUCAAAGGUGGGCCCGGCCAGGAUGGGAUGCCAGGUCCCCCCGGUCCUUCCGGAACAGCGGGAUUACCUGGUAGUCCAGGGGCCAAAGGUGGACCUGGAGUUAAAGGCGAGGCUGGUCCCAGAGGUCAUGCCGGCAUGUCCGGUGCACCUGGACCUUUGGGCGAGCCUGGGGUUCCUGGUGAGGCUGGUAUGGAAGGAGUUCCCGGUCCCAAGGGAGACCGAGGUCAGCGCGGUCCGGUGGGCCCACAAGGAAUAGUUGGAAAAGCUGGAAGCAAAGGAGAGAGAGGACCGAUGGGCGUUCCGGGUACUCAAGGUCUGAGUGGAACCAAAGGAGACAAGGGCUUCCAAGGAAAAGGUGGAUCCAAAGGAGACAUUGGAGACCCUGGUGUGGAGGGGCUGGCUGGUGAGAAAGGUGAAAAGGGUAUGUCUGGAGAACCUGGGCCUAAAGGACAGCACGGAGUGAGGGGAGACCUCGGACAUAACGGUCCAACUGGAGACUCUGGAAAGCCAGGUGAUCAAGGACACCCUGGACUGCCUGGUCCUCGGGGGUUGAACGGCAUGAGAGGAGUGCCUGGCAUGCCGGGUAUUGAGGGUCCACCGGGACGUGAUACAUCUGACCAGCAUAUCAUUGAUGUGGUGUUACGAAUGUUGCAAGAGAGGCUGGCAGCAGUAGCAGUGAGCGCUAAAAGGGCUGUGCUUGGUGGAGCUGGUGUCAUGGGACCCCCCGGCCCUCCUGGACCUCCGGGAUCAACAGGGCCACAAGGACCUCAUGGCUUGCCAGGUUCUCGAGGAAUUCCUGGCAUGAUAGGAGCUCACGGACAGAUCGGAAACACAGGUCUUAAAGGAAAGAGAGGAGCCAAGGGUGAGAGAGGAGAUCCAGGUAAACCUCAUCAAGGACCACCAGGACCUCAUGGAAUCCAAGGUCCUCCAGGCGUUGACGGCGUGGCUCGAGGCGGCCGACCAGGCGAGCGAGGACCCCAGGGAGCGGCCGGCGGGCCAGGUCAUCCUGGUAAAGCAGGUCCACAAGGACUCCCGGGUUUCUGCGAGGCCGCCAUGUGUUUGGCAGCAUCUGCGUACACUUCACCAAGACUGCAGGAAGCAGGGACCAUCAAAGGACCCAACUUUUAAAAGUGGUGUCAGCAACACAGUUGAGAUGGAAGGACACCACUCUUCUCACUUGAGGACUUCGUAGCCACACAUCCAUCUGGAGAGAUGAAAUACUUUGUUGGAAAUGGACUUCAUGCAACAACAUCAAAUGUCUUUCAAGACUUGGACCAAUAAAGAACACACCUGUCCUGCUUGA